Armigeres subalbatus is the source of this 3909-nucleotide messenger RNA. RefSeq lists its product as uncharacterized. Lineage: Eukaryota; Metazoa; Arthropoda; Insecta; Diptera; Culicidae. Gene Ontology annotation, biological process: tRNA methylation. The record is from RefSeq and is a predicted model, not a curated record. Bases 205 to 3876 code for a protein of 1223 amino acids. Gene Ontology annotation, cellular component: cytosol. The transcript has 3 exons.
AAAAACAUUGGUGCGCACGCAUGAAAUCUUUGGCAUUCGCAACGUGUUUAGUGUUUUUGUAUCUUCGAACUUUCUUCAGUUGAUAAUUCAUUCAUUUUACAAUCAAUUUUAACUUAUUUGAGUAGAAAUACAGACAAUUCGUGUGUUCAAUGAAGCUAGAGGUAUAUUUGUAGCUGCGGGUUACGUUCCUACAAUUGGAAUUCAAUGGAUUCAAAAGUUGAUGGUUAUGAAGUGCGGCGGGUCGAGUGGUUGGAGCGCUUGGAUAGAGCCGGCGGAUCACUAGAAGUACUGCAGAUAUGCCAGGAUAUCUGCAACUUGGUCGAACGGCGAACAAGUGCCGAGAAAGCGGAACUCGCAGAAGUCCCACCGGGAUCAGCGGUAUGGGGCACCCGUUUGUAUCUAAAUAAUGAGCUGCUGAUACGCUUGAAAACAAUUCUAGAGAGUCCAAAAAGUACUUUCGUCCAGAGAAGGAUUAUAUCAAAAUCGUUGUUCAAAAUCUACGCUCACAAUUUUCGGUAUUCACGAAUGGUCUUCCCCGUGGAAGGUGUACUUCCCAAUGGCGCUAUGAUGUCGGAAAAUACGAUCGCAAUUUACGGAAUGAUAUUCUCGGGAUUUCUCGCAGUAACCGGGACAGACAAUGUGGCAGGAAUUGCCAUUCGGAAUUUUGAACUAUUUCAAACUAUGGGCUGUUAUAGUAACUGUUUCAACACGCUGGCGGAGAAUACCAUAGCUUUGCAAAGAAUGGCUUGUUACGAUAAAUUCUUCACUGAAAGACAGGACAGGAUAUGGCAUAUAGUACUGCUGAAUCUAGAAUCUCCAUACAAAGGAACGAGGGAGUAUAUGCUGGGAAUACUCAAGAAUCUAUUGAAUGAUGAUAAGUUUGUUCGGGUGGUUGUUUUACCUACUAUACUCAAAUGGAGCUGGAUGAAUCGCAAUAAACUUCAUGUGCUGAUGGCUCUCCUGGGCAGAUAUCGCUUGGAUUUAUUGGAAGAAAUGAGUAACGAAAGAAUCAAUCUGUACCAAGCAUUGGAAUUAUCUCUGCACUACAAACAUCUGUUUUCCGGAAGCCAAGGAAUAGUUAGAGUGCUUCAAAAGCAGCAAGAUGAUUGCAUCUUUCAAUUGCAAGUGAAAAUACUACAAGAAGGAAAUAUUGAAUUAGUGCGCACAAUGAUAAAACAGUGGUUCUCCAAUCUUACUGUGAGUGAUUUCAGAAAGCUAUUCAGAAUGAUGCAACUUGAUCAACUAAAAGUCGGCGAAAAUCGAAAGUUCAUGCCUGUUUAUUUGAAAGAGAACAAUUACGUAAAGUUUUUUCAAUACAUGAACCUAUUCAGGAGAGAGUUCCAAUCAUCUAAAGACUUGAACAUCCUGCUAGUACUUUUGCUACAAAUUACUACCGAGAUCAACCUGGAUUACUCGUCGAUUGCGUUGUUGAUUGAAACUCUUGUACAUCAUAUAAUAACUCCGAAUGCAAACAUUCAUCCAUCGACAAGUGUGUUCUACAUCUUUAAACUGAAGGAGUACAUCCUUCAGCAACUGGGAGUGCCAUCGGUUCACGUUAGCAAUACAAUUGUUACGCAGUGCACAAAACUUUUGAGUCAUAUUGCAACACUUUCGCUGGAACGCUAUGAAUCCAACGAAGAUGCGUACGGAAUCGUAUCCGAACUGAUGGGAUCCUCGGUAUUUCACCAGCAUUUGCAAAAGCAAUCCACCAGCAACUACCAUGCCGUCAUCACCAGCCUUCGCAUGUUCCAAUCAUUCGCUUCGCUCUUCCUAGAAUUCACCGCAGCUUCACCGUACCGGUUGCAGGAAAAAGAAUCAACGACAACAAAUCAAACCACCCAUCUACUGCCGGUAGAGUCGGACACAUUCUACGACAUGAUUUACGGAGUAGAGCAUCUUUUGACGUCAGAAUUCGACGAUGUAAAAAUGACGGCCCUUAAAUUGUUGUACAACAAAAAUUUCGGGUACCAUUAUGGACCGGCUUUGCAGGGAAAGCUAUCGCUGAUUUAUUCUUAUAGCACUCCCUCUGCCAUACUGGAAGCCAUGAUCAGUUUCUACGACGAAGCGCACACCGCUCUACUCACAUCACUCCGCGAUCACGAACGAGACUUCUUUGCUAUGAUGAAGAACGACUGCCAGCUAUACACGCACAUCGACAUAAUCAAUGAGGCAUUUUUUGGCUAUCCGGAAUCUCGCAACUUGAAAAUACUGGAGGGCAUCAAGGCGUUCCCGGGUAUGCUGCUCUUGGUGAACCGAGUGGUAGAAUUCGUACUACGAUCGUUCAACUGUGCCAAAUCGAAGGAAGAGCGACAAAUGAUCGGUUCUAGCUUCGAAAUUAUGGACAACAGUUUCCAUUUGCUUUUAGAUCGGUCAUCCCAACGUUCCACCAAUUUAGCGAUUGAUAAGAAAACAAUGCUCAAAGCUUUGUGGAAGGCACUCCAUGCAGCAGCUUCUUUUUUGGAAAACUAUGCCCUCUGGGUAUUGGACAACUACAAAACCCGGCUCGACACUGUGCAGCAACUUUCGAUCUGUUUGCGAGCAUUUGUGAUGAUCUUACUGAAUUGUUGCCAUCGGGGGGCGGUUGAAGUAACCGGAGUUGCGUUUGGGAAGGUAAUCAGAAAGAUUGCCGCAUUCAAGGAACGACUGGUAGUACGUAACGAUCAUCGCAACCGUCAGGCUAAACAGAUAGUAGAACUAGCAGAGAGGAUGUUCCGUGUUUUGGGUCGAUUGGAUCUACGGGACAACGAUUUCAGGCGAUGCCGAGGUUAUCUGUGGCUGAUCCACAGUUUCAUCAAAUCAGAUUUGAACAACAAUGCCGAACGAUCAUACCUGAGGAUCUACAUAGAGAUCAAUCGUCUACCACUAUACCAACCAACCAUGACUGUGGAGGCCAUUGAAAAAAUCUCUGUCAUUCAACUGCAUCAACUGAACAUGAUGGUCCGAGAGGCAACUAUGAACGAAAUCAUCCUGGAGUACAUCGAUGAUCUUAUGAUGAUCGCAUUGGAACGAUUCAAAUCAACCGAUUGGCCGAUCCGUAACGCAGCUCUUCAACUCUACUCAUCUAUAGUUACCAAAUUGGUAGGGCAGCGUCAGCAGUGUUCUGAUUCGGACUGCAAUUGGCUUCCUGUUUACGUGUCCCUCAACGAGCUGAUCUUUAAGCUAGUCAAGACGAACAAAUACAUUUUGAAGGAACUUCGUUCUACUGAACGGGUGUCGACACCAUUCCUGAUACUGGUUCUGGAGUUUCUCUCUAAGGUUGAGUAUCGCUGCUACAAUGUACUUGGGCAGAAGUCAAUCAUCGCAGAGUAUAGAGCAAUGAUGUGGCGCUACCUGCGGCACGAGAACGACCAGGUUCGUACACUUGCGGCAACCUGUUUCACACAACUUCAUGAUUUCUACGAAGAGAUACCUCGCCUAAUGGAGAACCUCAUAAUAUGUUUCUUCACGGCACGAAAAAACGAAAAUUUCCGCUACGGUUUACUGAAGGUGAUACAUUUCAUGGUACGGAAACGUAUGACGAACGCACGCUUGGUAUUCGGAAAGGAAUUUAAUGGCGAGGAAUACCUGGUACAAAUGAGGCAAUAUAUUGUUAAGUAUUGUGUGCUGGACGAUGGCGUUAAAGCUAGCUAUCGCUUACGGUGCCAUUUACUAGACUUGUUGCUAUAUCUUGGCUUCAAGAAAAUGGAUGCCGUUGUAGUGGAUCAGGUGUUCAACAGAUUGGCGCAAAAUAAUUUUGGCUUGAACGUGUACUUGAUGAGAACGAAUGCUUUCUAUAACAGGGGAGAUAGUGCCGUGAAUAACGGCCAUGAUCGGAUUAUGGAGUAUGAGGUUAUUAUUGAAGGUGAUGGGAAAGAAGAAUGUUUAGAGGAUGACUGAAAUAUAUAAGACUUGGAAUCAACAUAAACAUAA